Sesamum indicum (sesame) is the source of this 2639-nucleotide messenger RNA. Its product is annotated as F-box/LRR-repeat protein 3. NCBI's taxonomy places the organism in Eukaryota, Viridiplantae, Streptophyta, Magnoliopsida, Lamiales, Pedaliaceae. Gene Ontology annotation, molecular function: protein binding. Gene Ontology annotation, cellular component: SCF ubiquitin ligase complex. The record is from RefSeq and is a predicted model, not a curated record. Gene Ontology annotation, biological process: SCF-dependent proteasomal ubiquitin-dependent protein catabolic process.
AAAUGAAAAUGACACGAAAAUAUUUUUGUAUUUAACAGUAGCAUCUUCCCCAGCAGAGAACUUCAACUUCCCCUGCAGAGCCCACUGUUUUUUUAGUUAAGCAAGAACAGUUGGAAUCCGGAAUUCCACCAAAAUCAAUCACCUCAACUCUAAUGCGUCACUUUCCCCUCCAAAUUCUUGAUCGUCAUUGAUUCAAAGAAAUCCUGAAGAAAGAAACGGCCAUGCAAAAAAAUCAAGCUCUGAUGACCGUCACACCAUUCGAUUCCCUCGCAGAAGAGAUCGUUUUUCAAAUCCUCGACUUGCUUGAACCCGGCCCACAAGACAAGAAAUCCUUCUCCGUAGUCUGCAAAUCGUGCCAUUCCAUUGAAGCCCGCCACAGGAAAACCCUGAAACCUCUCCACGCCGACUUCAUUCCGGGCCCCGUCCAGAGGUACACUCGCGUCCAUCACGUUGACUUCACUAACUGUCCAAGAAUUGACGAUAAAAUACUCACAACUGUAGCCAAUGCCUAUUCGGAGACCUUGAGAUCUGUUGAUCUUUCGAAAUCAAGAUUCUUUACGCAAGUGGGUUUAUUGAGUUUGGCAGCAAAAUGCGCGGGUUUGGUGGAGUUGAAUUUGAGUAAUGCUACUGAGUUGAAAGACACGGGGGCUGCUGCCAUAGCUGAAGCUAAGAACUUGGAGAAAUUGUGGAUGAGUAGGUGUAAAUUGGUGUCGGAUAUUGGGAUUGGGUGUAUAGCUGUGGGGUGCAAGAAGCUGAAGCUGAUAUGCCUGAGAUGGUGUGUUAGAGUUACUGAUUUAGGUGUGGGUUUGAUCGCCAAUAAGUGCCGGGAGCUUCGUUCUCUGGAUCUCUCUUAUUUGCCGAUAACUGACGACUGCCUAUCGACUAUUCUGCAACUGCAAAACCUGAAAGAGUUGGCUCUCGUUGGAUGUCAUGGUAUCGAUGAUGAGAGCCUUACGAAUCUGAAACAAGGUUGUAAGUCCUUGGAGGUGCUUGAUAUUUCCAACUGUGACAAUAUUACCUAUAAUGGCUUGGGUUCUCUAACCAACAGCAGUGGAUCCCUCCGCCAGCUUAAUUUAGCAUAUUGCUUUUCUGUCACAUUUGAUCUGGAAAAAUGCUUUUACAAAUUAUCGGCUUUGCAAUUUGUUAAGUUGGAUGGUUGCCGUGUCUCAUGUGCUGCAAUGAAAGCCAUUGCGGACUGUUGUGAAUCUUUAAAAGAGUUGAGCUUAUGUAAGUGCAAUGGGGUGACAGAUGAGGGUCUCUCCUACAUUGCACAAAAACAGAGGCAAUUAAGGAAGUUGGAUAUGACAUGCUGUCAGGAGAUAACUGAUGCCGCCAUAGCAAGCAUAACAACUUCAUGUAACUAUAUCACUUCCUUUAGAAUGGAGGCCUGUGUCAUGGUCCAAAAUGAGGGUUUUGUUUUGAUUGGACAGCAUUGCCAAUCUCUGGAGGACAUUGAUAUCACGGAGAAUGUUAUCAAUGAUGAAGGAUUGGAGGCAAUCUCAAGAUGUUCCAAACUUUUGAGUUUAAAGAUGGGAUUGAGUAUGUACGGCACGGAUCAUGGACUAUCUCAUGUGGGGAGGCGUUGCCAAAAUCUUGUUGAGCUUGACUUGUACAGGUGCAUGUGGAUAACUGAUGUCGGGAUUGCAGCAAUCGCUAAUGGUUGCCCGUUGUUGGAGAGAAUUAACAUGGCUUACUGUGAUAAGAUCACAGAUAGUUCUUUAACAUCCUUAGCGAAAUGUCUGCAAUUGGAAGCACUUGAAAUUCGAGGUUGUCCUUCUGUCUCUUCAGUGGGAUUAUCAGCCAUUGCUAUGGGAUGUAAGCAUCUUACCAUCUUAGAUAUUAAGAAAUGCGAUAUUAAUGAUGCUGGAUUGAUUCAUCUUGCACAAUACUCUCAAUAUCUCAAACAGAUAAACAUAUCGUAUUGUCCAGUUACAGACGAUGGACUUAAGGCAUUGGCUAGCAUCAGCUGUCUGCAGAAUUUGACUAUCUUGCAUGUAAUUCGAUUGACUCCAGAUGGCCUUAUAGCUGCUCUUUUAGCAUGUCAAGGGCUUAUGAAAUUGAAGCUUCACACUCACUAUAAAUCAUUGAUCCCUGAGGCUAUCCUGGGUGCCAUUGAAGAACGUGGUUGUGCUAUUCACUGGAGGAACAAGCCAUACUGGGUAAAUACAAUUCCCUUUCACUUAUAAAAUUCAUUGAUAUCACCCUCGUGUUAUGCCAUAAUGUUUCUAUCUAUUUCACGAUCAAUCACCUUUCGACUUCUUUUAAGUCCCGUUUGGUCUCUUGAGAAAAUCAAACACAAGAUGCACAAGUUUUAGAAGAGAGAAUUCAUGUCAUUACAAUGAACGGCCCUCUGUAAAUUAUUGUGAGAUUAUGAAUGCUGCUCCUAGCCCGUAGCAGUAUGCCAAGGUGUAAUGUCAAUAAGCAUCUAUGCUCCAAAAAUGCCUGGGGUUGUUCUGGCAUUUCAAACAAGUGUCAUUAAGCAGUCGGCAUCCUUUUAAAGUAUAUUCUAUAUGUUCCUUUCAAUUAACAAGUCACCCUCUGCAGGCAGUUUCGUCGUUAACUUUUCAAUAUCAACAAGAACUUCGUGCCAAAUUCGUCUAAAUUUUUAAGAAUCGGUAUUGAUGCGUUGGUAAAGCUAU